This is a messenger RNA of Exophiala oligosperma, 1034 nucleotides long. RefSeq lists its product as uncharacterized. Bases 343 to 873 code for a protein of 176 amino acids. Gene Ontology annotation, molecular function: tRNA-specific adenosine-34 deaminase activity. NCBI's taxonomy places the organism in Eukaryota, Fungi, Ascomycota, Eurotiomycetes, Chaetothyriales, Herpotrichiellaceae. The transcript has a single exon. The record is from RefSeq and is a predicted model, not a curated record. Gene Ontology annotation, biological process: tRNA wobble adenosine to inosine editing.
CAUGACCGAGGUGCAUACUCACCAUCAGCAUCAUCAUCAUCAUCAUCAUCACCCGUCUCUCGUUGUGCGUUACUCGCCAUUCAAUACUCAAUAUUCGAUACCGAGUAUCCAGUACAGCAAAACCGACUAUUCGGUAUUCACGCUCCACUAACUACGAUCCACUAUCCAGUAUCUACUCUCCCGAGAUCGACCAUCCAAGAUCAUCUACUCUCGGACCUGUGGGAACUAGGGUACCUUUUGACUCGACAAACGACAGAGUCAUCAGUCACGGAACCAUCGAAUACAGACCUUUUGGUUGUAGUCACACGGUCUACAGUCAUACUGUUCCCAAGGUGAAACACGAUGAUAACGGUAAUCGAUUUGAUUCACCUCCGCCGGUGCGUGGUCUUGGCUCGGGAAGCCCUCCAGGCCGGGGAUUCACCUUUUGGGUCUGUGCUGGUCAAGAACUCUACCGGCCAGGUGUUGAGGGAAGACCGUAACCGAAUCACCACUGGUCGGGACGUGACUUUACAUCCGGAAUUGUCGCUGGUCAUCUGGGCUCAACGACAACAAGACCUGGAUCGGUCGGACACGACGGUGUACACUUCGGGUGAACAUUGUCCCAUGUGUGCCACCGCUCACGCAAACGCCGGCAUGGGUCGUAUCGUCUACGUGGCCUCUUCGGAACAGUUGUGCGAAUGGAGGAAAGAAAUGGGUGCACCACCGACACCGGUGGCAUUGUUGCCGAUUGAAAUCGUCGCACCAGCCCUGAAGGGUGUCGUCGAGGGACCCGUCACGACAAAAGACCCAAGUCUCGUGGAGCGGGUCAAGGAAUUGCACAGGGUCAAACAUCAACAGACGCAGAACCAAGCACGGGCACAGACUCAAGGAUAGGUACGCUCACGGGUACAGGGACGAGCAAGUGGGACGGGUACAGGCACAAAGGGAGGAGGUAUGAAUUUGUAAAAGAUGCAAAGAUGCAGAGAGGUCAAGGUCAAGUUCAAGGUCGAGGUAAGCUGGUUUGAACUGGUAAGUGAUACCAAAGUAUUCUACCU